This is a messenger RNA of Phodopus roborovskii (desert hamster), 4212 nucleotides long. RefSeq names its product matrix metallopeptidase 28 (gene Mmp28). Gene Ontology annotation, cellular component: extracellular matrix. The transcript has 8 exons. Gene Ontology annotation, biological process: proteolysis; extracellular matrix organization; collagen catabolic process. The record is from RefSeq and is a predicted model, not a curated record. Gene Ontology annotation, molecular function: zinc ion binding; metalloendopeptidase activity. The coding region runs from base 21 to 1583 and encodes 520 amino acids. Lineage: Eukaryota; Metazoa; Chordata; Mammalia; Rodentia; Cricetidae.
GCCCCACAGCGCGUGAGGUGAUGGUGGCUGGCUUGAGCCUCCUGCUGCGCGCCCUGCCUCUGCUGCUGUGGGGCUGCCAGGAUGCACAGCCUGCCCGGCUAAGACACCCGGAGCUGCGCCAGGAGGCGGAGGCGUUCCUGGAGAAGUACGGCUACUUCAGUGAGCAGGGCUCCAAAGCCCCAGCCUCCACUCAGUUCAGCAAUGCUGUCAGAGAGUUUCAGUGGGUAUCCCAGCUGCCCAUCAGUGGUGUGCUGGACCAGGCCACACUGCGUCAGAUGACACUUCCGCGGUGUGGGGUUGCAGAUACUGACAGUCAUGCAGCUUGGGCAGAGAGGAUCAGCGCCCUGUUUGCUGGACACCGGGCCAAAAUGAGACGUAAGAAACGCUUUGCAAAGCCAGGUAACAAAUGGUACAAGCAGCAUCUCUCCUACCGCCUGGUGAACUGGCCUGAGCACCUGCCUGAGCCAGCUGUCCGAGGGGCCGUAAGAGCUGCCUUCCAGUUGUGGAGCAACGUGUCAGCGCUGGAGUUCUGGGAGGCUCCAGCCACAGGCCCUGCUGACAUCCGCCUCACCUUCUUCCAAGGGGACCACAAUGAUGGGCUGGCCAAUGCCUUCGAUGGCCCAGGGGGCGCUCUGGCGCACGCCUUCCUGCCCCGGAGGGGCGAAGCGCAUUUCGACGGAGAUGAGCGCUGGUCCCUUAGCCGUCGCCGUGGGCGCAACCUGUUCGUAGUGCUGGCGCAUGAGAUCGGCCACACGCUCGGCCUCGCGCACUCGCCAGCACCGCGCGCUCUCAUGGCGCCCUACUAUAAGAAGUUGGGCCGCGACGCCCUGCUCAGCUGGGACGACGUGCUAGCCAUACAGAGCCUGUAUGGGAAGCCUCUGGGACGCUCAGUGGCCACCCAACUUCCCGGAAAGCUAUUCACUGACUUUGAGGCCUGGGACCCUCACAACUCCCGGAGGAUACGCCCAGAAACCAGAGGUCCUAAAUACUGCCACUCUUCCUUUGAUGCCAUCACUGUAGAUGGACAAUGGCAACUGUAUGUCUUCAAAGGGAGCCACUUCUGGGAAGUCACAGCUGAUGGCAAUGUUUCAGGUCCCUUUCCACUACAGAAAAGGUGGCCUGGGCUGCCCUCCAACAUCGAGGCUGCUGCAGUAUCACUGGAAGAUGGAGACUUCUACUUCUUUAAAGGGAGUCGGUGUUGGAGGUUCCAGGGCGCGAAGUCUGUGUGGGGGCCCUCACAGCUGUGCCGGGGUGGAGGUCUGCCCAGACACCCGGACGCAGCUCUCUUCUUCCCGCCUCUGCGCCGCCUUGUCCUCUUCAAGGGCGCCCGGUAUUACGUGCUGGCUCGAGGGGCGAAGCAAGUGGAGCCCUACUAUCCCCGCAGCCUGAGGGACUGGGCCGGGGUCCCUGAGGAGGUCAGCGGUACCCUGCCGAGGCCGGAUGGCUCCGUCGUCUUCUUCAGAGAUGACCACUACUGGCACCUGGAUCAAGCCAAACUGCGGGUGACCAGCUCCGGCCGCUGGGCCACAGAGCUGUCCUGGAUGGGCUGUUGGAAUGCCAACUCAGGAGGUGCCCUGUUCUGAAGGUUCCCCAUGCGGAGUGAACAGUGGUUGCCCCCGCCUGAGGGGCGGAGCCUGUCUAGAAAGCCCUUGAACCUCGCAGGAACUUCCCUGCAGCACUGGCUCCAGCAGGAAAUCUGCAUUUAUUUCCAUGGUCAAAGGAGAAACAAAAGUAGGGCUGCCAUUGCCUUUCCACUCACGGACUUCUUUCCUUCCCAUUCCUGAGGGCAUUCUGUUCUGAUGAAGGUGCAGUCCCGUACCCAUAGUGCUGAGUCCCAGAGAAGAUGCAAAUCUCAACUGGGGGUGAGGACUACUCUGCAGGACCCUCCCUUUCUGUGCCUUUCAGGCCCAGCUCUUGGGAAAUGAUACCAUCACAGACUUCACCCUGCCUCCCACCCCCAGCAAGUUUGGGUGAGGUGAAGGCUCCUCCCCACUCUGCGGCCCUUUGUUGGAUCAAGAGGCUAAGCAGAUGGGAAUGUGGUCCUCCUGGGCCUGACGUUUUGUCUGGGGUGAUGAAGCACCCCCAGCUGGCUACCCCAGAGGUGAAUCAGCCUUGCUUGGGCAGACUCUUCCUCCCUUCUCAGUAGAAGCAGUAGAAGCAGAUAGGUACAGGCUGCUUGGGACCAUGCUUUUAUAUCCAACUAAGGGGCAGCGGCAGUGUACGGUUGUCACGGAGAGAAGGAACAGACCAUCUUCACCCAGUUUGCCUUCCAGAUGGAUAUCUUGUGCAGCAGGAGGGUGGCAGAGGGUCCUUCGGGGUCUGCCCAUCUCAGACACUGGGAAUGCAGCCCCCACAGUGCUCUGCAGAUUGGGUGAGGCCUGUUUGCCCUCAAUGGCCCCAUUCUCCAGGCCACACACAAAGCAGCAUUCCGAAGUUCAUGCUGUCUAGCCAAGAAUAGCUGGGAUUCCUGGAGAAGGAACCAGCUCCCCAGCUUUUCCCCUUUUGUUUGAGCCAGUCUCUGUAUUAAUUUUAGCAUCUGGAUCUGCAUCCCUCCCGGCCUCCUCCUCCACCUACCAGUGCCUCUGCACACACACAGUGACCACCACGAGCCAGCUCUCAGAGACGGGAGAAUGAUUUAGCAUGGGUAGCCUGCAGUUACCCAGAGGCAUUGCUGGCCCUGUGCCCUCCUUUCUUCUCUGUGCAGUGGACAGAAUGGCCUUUGACUGCAAGUGCUUUGUACUUCCCUGUCCUGAGGAGACCAGGGAGGAACCUCCCUGCUAGCCCCACCCCCUGCUUUCUGGGUUGUACCCAGGAGAGAGAAAGGAGGAUUUCAUCUUUAUCACUCCACUCCACCUCAGGCGACUCUGAUUAGAGACUUUAUUGAGGGAUUUGAGGAAGGGGGGGCAAUCUCUUAGAGGGCUGGGGAAACUCCGAAGCUAUUUUUUUUUCCUCCAGGCGAUGCCUCUGUUCACCUAGCCAGACAGACUUGAAAAAGAUGCAGGUGAGGCUGUAUUGGAAACGUGGAUCAGGAGGGCUGUAGGUGCUGGGUAACUGCCUGAGGAGUAGUGGAUAGGUUCUGCUGUAGUUCGGAGAGACAACGGGUGGAACCGUGAACCGACGUGGGCCUUCUCUCUGGAAGGAGGUGCUAAGGACGGCGGCUUGAAAGGACAGUUCUGUGGAACGCACUAGAGGUAGAAGAGUUUGGAGCUCUGCGGGCGCAGAGGCUGGGAGAGAAUGAGCUCACAACUCCCAGCGGCCUCCGCAUUACCCGGGUCAGGAUGCUCCAGAAUACAGUGCUCUACGUAGGCCGGGUGGCUAUGCAAACUCUUGCAUUUCUUGCAGAAAAGGAUCUCGCAGCGCGCACAACCUCCUCGACGCGGUGGUCGCCGCCGCGUCUCCAACACACACGGUUCUUCCGGGGCACCACGUUUCCUACGGGCCGAGGAUGUCAGUGCUUGGUGGCCCUGCGGCCCUCCUCCCUAAAACUCGACCCAGGGUGCUUGCAUCUCACCUGUCCGCGGGUCCCGCUAGGCCACCCAGCAGCGCGAACGGGCUUAGCCAGCCCCAGAAGCUGCUGUCCGAGCGUCGCAGCAGUGCCACCUGCUGGCUGCUGGACUCCUGGCGCAGAGGGCAGUAGGACACCGAGCGGGCCUCGCGAUCCUCUGCACCGCAGGCGUCCUCCUCGACCUCCACCGCACUCUCCGGGUCCGGCCUCUCCACCUCCGACGAUGACGACGACGACGACUCGUCCUCCAGCUCCUCCUCCCUGGCCUCGGGCUCCUCCACCUCCUUCCUCCACAGAGGGAUCUUCACGCCUACAGGCAGGGAAGAGGUUAGCGUAGCCCGCUGUCCUGGCUGCUUGCUGCAGGAGCCUAAAUCCAGCAUGCUUGGGGGAGUUGCUGCCCGCCAGCUGCUGCCCGCGAAAGGGCUUCGGAAUCCCAGAUUCCCGCACUGCUGCGGAGUUGCCGCCCUCCUGAACUUCUUUGCUAAGAAUUCCAAACAAGUCACCUCGCUUCCAUCAAGCUCCAUUUUUUCGUCUAUGAAGUGGGGAAAGUAGCACCUACCUCAAGAGUGGUUGUGAGGCUGACUCUAGAUAGUGUCUGAGCAAAACAGCUUCCUGCUUGCCGUUGUGCAAGCAAUCAACGAACAUAUAUUGCCAACACGGAAGGAGGAGGGUUACCCAACGUUAAUAAACAUCAAUUGUUAUUUUAA